Molecule: messenger RNA, 4479 nt
Organism: Adineta ricciae
Lineage: Eukaryota; Metazoa; Rotifera; Eurotatoria; Adinetida; Adinetidae
Source: the annotation of a GenBank genome assembly
AUGUCAAGCGGAAGUCUGGGUGUUGCUGAUAUUGUUGGAAUUGCUGUCGGAGGUGUUCUAGCACUUGCAACAGUCGUUGGACUUGCCUUCAGUUUUUAUGCAAUGUGCUGUAAGAAAAACAAUUCGCCCCAAGUCUAUCCUCAGCAAGGUCAAUAUCCACCCUAUAAUCCACAAAAUGGGGCGUACGGGCAGCAGAUGAAUACGGGUUAUUAUCAACAGUAUCCGCCUUAUCAACAAGGGCACGGGUCAUAUAACAAACAAUCGAUGGGCUAUGAUCAACCGCCAUCGUAUUCAGUAGCAAAUACAGCAGAUAGUUUCCUGGGAAAUAUCAUUAUGAUGUAUUGUCAGCGUAAGCUUCUUCUUCUAUUACUUUUCAUCUUGAAAUAUCGAAGUGAGAGUUCAGCAGAUAUUCUCAAUCGUGUAUCGAUUCUCGAUCAAAAUUGGCAUUCUCAAAGAGAGUUCGAUUUAUUGAAGCAGACGAUUCUUCAGUCAAACGCGUUCGAAAAAGAAAUCUGGUCUAAACAAAAAUGGUUCAAGAACGAGAAUAAUUUGACGUGUGUAUCAUCGACAGCAAAUCGUAAUGAGAUUCCAAAACGCGAGCUGAAUCAAAAUUUGAAAAACGUUGAAAAAGUAGAACUAGACUAUCCAGCAAUUUCUAUCACAUUGGAGAAAGUAUCUGGAAAACAUCUUGCCGGCAAACAUUUAUACCAGCCAAAUGGUGUUCGAAUUCGGUUUCCAGAAUUGAAUAUCAAUCAAUCAACAAUCAUCAAUUUAAUGACUUUACCUUUAUCGUCAAUCGUUUCAUUAACGCUACAUAACCAACAUGGCGAAGUUCUCGAUAUUAAAAAUACGGCCAAACCAUUUGAAAUUCUCAUCCCACGGCCACUUACCAGUGCUAUUUCAUCGGCCAUGUUCCGACAAAAUGUAACUCUAUUAUCCAACAAAUCGGAAUUCACAUUCUAUCACAUCAAUUUAACUCAUCACGUCAAUUUAUCGAUAUCAUUGCACGUGGAAUUUGAACCUGAAGAUAAAGAUCUGUCGUAUUUAUUUAUCAUUCGAUUCAAUGGUGUACCAAAUCUGCGAACCAAUCUCGUUGAUGACUCCAAACUUCUCUGUCCGAAAGAUCGAAAAAACAAUUCAUUGAAAUACAUCUACUUUCUUCCGAAUACUCUGAUUUCACACCAUCAAUGGGCUGUUCUUGGUAUUCGUGAAUUAAAGAAAUGCAAGAUUAAUGGUCAGCAUGGUGACAACCGUUUUUCAUCGGAUUACUCUAUUCGAAUGUAUACAUCCGGCUGCUAUUAUCUUCAUAAAGAUCAAACUUGGCAGUCUGAUGGAUUGACUGUUGGUAAAGAAUCAAAUGAACGUUUUACACAAUGUUAUUCGACACACUUAACAACCUUUGCUAGUGGUUUUGUCAUUCUGCCGAAUCCUAUUGAAUUCAACGGCGAUUUCUCAAUUGAGCGUAAUUAUAUAAUCUAUAUUACCUUGAUCGUUAUCGGUCUGCUGUAUGUGGUCACAAUCGCAUUUUCUCGUCGUAAAGAUUUAUUUGAUGCAAAGAUGUUGAUGGUCAUUCCAUUACUCGAUAAUAACCCACGUGAUACUUAUCUUUAUCAAUUAGUUGUAUUUACAGGGAUGCGGGCUAAUGCAGGAACAAAGUCUAAGGUACAUUUCAUUCUUUCGGGAGAUAAGGAUAAUACAAAUAUACGAACCUUGACAGCUGAUCGACAAAUACUUGGCCGUGGACAAGCUGAUUCAUUUAUCAUGGCCGUUCAAAGACCACUUGGUCAAUUGAACUAUCUUCGCAUUUGGCAUGAUAAUUCCGGAUUCGAUUCCGACGCUUCGUGGUAUCUGAAAUAUAUUCUCGUUCGAAAUUUACAAACAAUGGAGACGGAUUACUUCAUCUGUGAAAAAUGGUUAGCCGUCGAGAAAGGUUCAGGCGAAAUUGAUCGAACACUGACAGUCGCAAGUGAAUUCGAACAACAUGAACUGAAAUAUACGCUAUCGAAAAAUGCCUAUCGAUCGAUGGCUGACAAUCAUUUAUGGUUCUCGAUCUUUGCUUAUCACUUACCAUCGGCAAAUCGUUUUACUCGAGUACAACGGUGCACUUGUUGUUUUGUAUUGCUCUUCAUUAGUCUAUUGAUGAAUAUUCUCUACUAUGAUGUGAAAGAAAAUCUUACACAAGAUGAAUUGGAUGAAUUUGGAUUAACGAUCGGUCCAUUUCAUAUUUCAAAAGAAGAGGUCAGCAUUGGUGUUAUGGUUGAACUAAUCAUUUUCCUUCCAAGCUUAUUUCUCGUUACUCUUUUUCGUCGAAUAAAACUACGCCAUCCUCGAACCAUCUCUCCACUUGGUGAAGCUCUUCAUACUAUCCGAGCAAAGAGAUCACAGCUUCCAAGUGAAAUUCCAAGCAAAAAAAAGAAAUUUCUUCUUCCCUGGUGGUUUCUAAUCAUUGCCUAUUUUCUUUCGUUCUUGAUGGCUGCAACGUCAGUUGUAUUUAUUCUAUUCGCCAGUGUUCGAAUGGGAAAUGAAAAGGUACAACAAUGGCUCGGUGCGAUUCUUGCCAGUUUUUGUACAUCGGUAUUGAUUACACAGCCGUUGAAAGUUCUCUCGCUGGCGAUUCUGUUCAUGUGUAUUUGUCGAAAGAAAGAACAGGAAGAAGCGUUUAUUGAACAAGAAGAUCCAGUGGAGGAUUUUACAAUUUCAACUACGGAUGCACAUCGAAAAUUUCCACCAAAAUCGAUUCUGGCUAAAACUCGUCUUGACUCUUACCAUUCAAAACGCCAAAAAGAUCUGUUAAACCAUCUACGUUUGAUUCGUCUGAGAGAAGUUAAAGCAUGGUUUAUCCUACGUGAAUUAUCUCUACUUUUGAUCUUCCUUGCCGUUCUAUAUGCGAUCAGUUAUGCGAAUCGCGAUAUCGAGCAGUCCCAUCGCAUGGUUCAUUAUCUACGACGAGAAUUCUUAAGUCCAGACCGUCGCUAUGGCAAACAACCUAAUUCAGGACAUAAAAACGUGACUCAUAUCAGUGAAACUAUUCGGUCAAUCGAUGAUUAUUGGAAAUGGCUGGAACUAGUUUUUCCGAUUAAAUAUCACAAAACAAUGUGGAAAUAUAAAGAAAAUAGCCGAACAUUGCUGUUGCAACAUACACGUGCAAAUCACGUCAUCGGUUGGCCAAUUUUACGGCAAUUACGUGUGAAAAACGACUCAUGUCCACGCAAAGUUCUUCGCAAUCGAAUGGAAGUCGACGAUUGUAAUCUUCCCUACACAUGGUACAAUCAAGCAACAGCACCAUUCGGUGACAAUUUGCAUAGUGUUACAUCGGAAAAAUUUCUUCAUUCAUUUCAAUAUAAACCAUCUGAAGACAAAACAUUGAUUUAUUCAACAGCACACGCUACUUAUCUCGCCGGUGGUUAUGUGCACGAAAUUCAAGGGAUGACCAUUCCUCAGAUUCGAGCGGGUUUUGAAAAUUUACGAGCACAUCAUUGGAUCGAUCGAUAUACACGAGCUGUUUUUCUGACAUUUGGUUUGUACAAUCCCGAUGCGAAUCUAUUUGUCUACUGUUCGUUUCUUCUGGAACAGUUACCAGUAACCAAAACGAUCACCUUUCAAGCAUCAUUUCAGCCAUUUAAACUUGUGAAAUUGUACACGGGAACUGAACUCAUCUAUUGUCUCAUUUAUUUAGCUUUGAUAAUCUAUUAUAUGGUAAUAGAAGUCAGAUUAUUCUUGUCAACACGUCAAAAGUAUGUGAAACAGUUUUGGUCAUACAUCAAUUGGGGGAUUAUUGUCUGUUCAUGGUUUGGAAUAGUGAUACAUGUUCUCCGACAAAUAGAAAUGAAGAAAAUGGCCAAGACUUUAACACAAACCAAAGGACAUAAGCCAAUUAAUCUUCAAAUUUUCUCGUAUUUGGACAAUCUUCUUAAUUAUCUUCUUGGAUUCUGCUGUUUCUUCGGUACAUUGAAACUACUUUGUCUCCUUCGCUUCAAUCGUCGUCUAUCACUAUUACAUCUAACAUUGAAAAGAUGUGCGCGACAACUUCUCGGUUUUCUCCUAAUGUUUUCGAUUGUCUUCAUCGCUUUCGUGUCAUUGUACUAUCUUCUAUUCCAUGCUUACGUCAAGGAGUAUUCAUCAUGGUCAGAAACAAGUUGGUCAUGUUUCGAGAUGAUUGCAUUGCACUUCACGACUAUAUACGAAUUAUCACAUCUCAACGCCUUCAUCGCAGGUAUAUCCUUAUUUCUGUUCGUUUUUUUGGGUGUCUUCAUGUUGAGUAAUAUGUUUAUUUCGAUCAUCGUGGAUAAUUUCAAUAAGCUCCGGCAAGAACAAUUAAAACAGGAGAAUGAAGUGGAAUUGAUUCAAUUUAUGACGACAAAAACGAAGCGUUGGCUAGGCCUGCAAUCAUACAAAGAUGAGCUGGAAAAGACUAAAAAUCCAGUGACGGAAUUUCCAGAGAAAAUCGAUCGGCUCAUGAUCGCGAUUGGCAAAGUAUAA